AUUUGGAUCUUAUACUGAGCAUAAUUUAUUGAUAAACUGAGAAACCUUUCAGACCUGUCUGCAAACCACAGAGUAGACGUCGGACUAAAAUGGUGUCGGACUAAGUGAUGACAACACUGGAGGACAUGCACCAACCGGGCGAUGCCAGAACAGGAAUGACAGCGCCGAGCGGCAGUUUGGCCGACGCUGUGAGUCUCAAUGAAGAAUGCUGUCUCGAUUCCAGCGCCACUGCCCCCGCUCCUCUGACUUUUUUUUGGCAUUCGAAGUUUGCCCCAGUAGUAGAUCCGGCUUGUAACAGUUGCUCGAGGUUUGAUGUGCUAGCCGUUUGGUGCGGACUCGAAGUACUCGGGAUCACUACCACAGGCAAGCGUCUUGCCCGUGCUGGAUAGCAGCUUCGUCUGGACAGUCCGUGUAGAUAUGUUCAGCAUUGAGUAUUGGCUCUUGUAGGGUAUGUUGGUGAUGGUUCCUUCCAUGUAUUGUUUCGUCGGGAAUGUGAGAUUGUGGGAGAGGGGAGAGAAGGAGCGUCGUGAAAUGCUGAAGGAUAGAGGGGCUAUGGAGAGGAGAACAGGAUGGUUGUCGCCAAUGGAGGAAAUGUCGUAUUUUUGGGUGGUCGUGGUGAUGAUUGUCUUGGCAUUGAGAUCGGGAGUGGGAGCUGAAGUAGUGGGACAGUACGCAAAUCAGACCUUUCCGGCAGUAGCGUCUGGUAACCUAAGCUCGUACGACCAGACCAUUCAGCUCGCGGCUUUCUCCACAUUUGCGAGGAUGAGUCCGCUCACGGGAAUCCCUUUCUCCACAGUCCUGCCAGGGGACUUAGCGAAUGUCACUGUGGAGGCUGUUCGACUGCGCGUGGGCAGUUUGCGGAGGUAUGGCGUCACGCUUGGAAGGUUUACGAUACCGCCGGGCUUACGAAUCUCUAACGUCUCCUCUUUGAGGGUGAUUUUGGUGUACAGGGAUUUCGGCAAUGUUUCUGUGUAUUCUUCGUCGGUACCGGGGCAGGUUUUCGUGAGCUCUUUGGUUGGGAUCAGGGUGUACAAUGCCGAUUUGUUGGGGCCGACGACUCCUUUGCCUGCUCUGACUGCUGUAUCCGAGACCCCCAUGCAGGUGAUCAUACCGCCCAACGCCCGACCCUCUUACUGCGUUGAGUUUGAUGCCGAUGGAACAGCUCUAGCGACCAAUGCGAGCGCGACAAAUGUCAGCGCGACUAAUGGAACCUCUCUGACCUACGCGUGCUUCUCGAGAAAUCUCGGCGAAAACUACUUCGCGUUGGUGGGAUUAGCUCCUCCCAGGAAGAAAUCUAACACAUGGAAGAUUAUACUUGGAACUGUCCUAGGAGUAUUGGGUGUUAUUGUACUUUCUUCUUUACUCAUCUUUUGCUGUCGGCGGCAGCUUCAGAAACGUAAAAUCUCAAAGAUGCAAGUGCAAGCUGAGAAAGGGGAAACGCUUCAGUCGACUGUGGUCAGAAACUCAAGGGCUCCAGUGGCGACACAGACACGGACGCGACCGAUGCUUGAGAAAGACUUCAAUGUGACUUGACGAGCUUCUCGUCGCCAAGAUGGAUGAUCGGCCAAGGAAAUUCGCAACUUCUGUGGCAGCUGCUUUUGAGGCUUUGCCCUGGGAUUGGAUAUCAUGCAGGUCAGACGUAGUCUUACAGGGUUACACUUUCGUUUUCAUGCUGAAGAGCGGGUGACAGGUGAUGGCUAGAAGAUGGUAGAGCCGUCGCAAUGCUGAUAGCGCUCCCGCUCAUCGACCAACGUCCAACAAUAACUGCAUGAAGGUAGUGGGUGUCAGUACAUUACAGUUGCGUUAAGACGUGCGCUACGGCUGUAGCCCUGAAGCUUGUAAAUUAGUUUUGUGAAUUGAAUUAGAUUCCGGUGAAGACCAACGCAGGAAGUUGGUUCAUUUAUUGGUUAGGGUUGAGCAUGCUGUGAUUUUCGUUGCCAGCAUGUAGGUCUGGAUGGGAUAUCAUUCUUUUUCUCCCUGAGAGUGGACAUCAAUGCGAUUCACUGUCUUGUAAUAUGUCCCUGUUCUUUCUUAUUCUUCUUUUUAUCCCUCUAUGCCUUGAGCACA
This is a messenger RNA of Physcomitrium patens, 2067 nucleotides long. RefSeq lists its product as uncharacterized. The record is from RefSeq and is a predicted model, not a curated record. Gene Ontology annotation, cellular component: membrane. Lineage: Eukaryota; Viridiplantae; Streptophyta; Bryopsida; Funariales; Funariaceae.